AUGGCUACAGUCUCUGGGGGAAGGCGGAGAGAGAGGGAUGGGCCCUCGGGCAAGGAGAAGGCUGGCAGGAGACCUAGGCUUCCUGCUCUGUCGGCCCCUGCCCUUAAUUUGACUUCUGUGUCUCUCUCUCCAGGCCCUCGGACCUCCAUGCUCCUGGCUUUCACCCUGCUCUGCCUGCCCUGGCCUCAGGCAGUGGACGCCUUCCCCACCAUGCCCUUAUCCAGCCUGUUUGCCAACGCUGUUCUCCGGGCCCAGCACCUGCACCAACUGGCUGCUGACACCUACAAGGAGUUUGAGCGAGCGUACAUCCCGGAGGGACAGAGAUAUUCGAUCCAGAACGCCCAGGCUGCCUUCUGCUUCUCGGAAACCAUCCCAGCCCCCACGGGCAAGGACGAGGCCCAGCAGAGAUCCGACAUGGAGCUGCUCCGCUUCUCGCUGCUGCUCAUCCAGUCCUGGCUCGGGCCGGUGCAAUUCCUCAGCAGGGUCUUCACCAACAGCCUGGUGUUUGGCACCUCAGACCGCGUCUAUGAAAAGCUGAAGGACCUGGAGGAAGGCAUCCAAGCCCUGAUGCGGGAGCUGGAGGAUGGCAGUCCUCGGGCUGGGCAGAUCCUCAAGCAAACCUAUGACAAGUUUGACACAAACCUGCGUAGUGAUGAUGCACUCCUCAAGAACUACGGGCUGCUCUCUUGCUUCAAGAAGGACUUGCACAAGGCUGAGACAUACCUGCGGGUCAUGAAGUGUCGCCGCUUCGUGGAAAGCAGCUGUCCCUUCUAG
This is a messenger RNA of Pteropus alecto (black flying fox), 774 nucleotides long. Its product is annotated as somatotropin. Gene Ontology annotation, biological process: positive regulation of receptor signaling pathway via JAK-STAT; positive regulation of growth; response to nutrient levels. The record is from RefSeq and is a predicted model, not a curated record. Gene Ontology annotation, cellular component: extracellular region. NCBI's taxonomy places the organism in Eukaryota, Metazoa, Chordata, Mammalia, Chiroptera, Pteropodidae. The transcript has 5 exons. Gene Ontology annotation, molecular function: growth hormone receptor binding; hormone activity. The coding region runs from base 1 to 774 and encodes 257 amino acids.